AUGGCAGGGCGAAUCGCGGCGGAGGAACAGUGGUACAGUCUCUGGCCCCAGGAUGAGGAGGCGGCGCCGACGCCAUCGUCAUUCUUCGCCACAGCUGCAUUCCAGCCUCUCUCCAGAGCAGUCUGCCACUGGGUCUCCAAACCUGCUUGUUCUGUUUUGUCCCUGCCAGAAGUCCGCGUACCUACUGGUUCAGUUCUGUCUCCACCAGAGGUCCCCGUGCCUGCUGAUUCUGUUACUGUUUUUGCUGGGGGGGUCCGAGGAGCCCGUCCGGCCGUCACCGUCGUCUGCAGCGCCACCACCUGCGGCUCCCACGCAGUUACCUGCAGCGCCACCUUCACCCUCGCCUGCAGCGCCACCCUCACCCUCGCCUGGAGCGCCACACUCACCCUCGCCUGCAGCAUCACCACCCUCGGCUGCUUCCGUUGGAGGGCCCGAGGAACCCGUCCAGCUAUUACCGUGGCCUGCAGUGCCACUAACUGCUCCAUCACCUACGGUUUCCUCGUCGUCACCUGCAGUGCUUCCGGCAACUGCUACAACUCCGCGGCCAGCAGUAUCACCACCUGCUCCAUCGCCAGCGGCUUCCACAACGUUGCCAGUAAUGCCACCACCAGCUCCAUCGCCUUCACCUUUCACACCACCACCUGCAGCGUCACCCUCCACAGCUGCCACGCUGCAGUCUGGCUCCACAGCUGCCUUGCCUGGUCCAGCGUCUGCAUCAGCUUCAGCUUCGCCUGGUCCAGCCUCUGCCGCCUCUACACCGCUGUCCGAAACAGCUCAACCUGAACC
This is a messenger RNA of Oreochromis aureus, 786 nucleotides long. RefSeq lists its product as uncharacterized. NCBI's taxonomy places the organism in Eukaryota, Metazoa, Chordata, Actinopteri, Cichliformes, Cichlidae. Bases 1 to 783 code for a protein of 260 amino acids. The record is from RefSeq and is a predicted model, not a curated record. The transcript has 3 exons.